AUGGCUUCUUCUGUCCGUCGCCCCGUGUGGGUCGUCACAGGUGCAUCAUCAGGCAUUGGCCAGGCCAUUGCCCUUGAGGCUGCGCGCUUUGCCACAGUUGUUGCCGUCGGCCGCAGCGCCGCACGGCUGGAGCCCGUUGUGCGUGCUGGGUGCCGCGCGCUGGAGCUCGACGUGACUUCCAGCAGCGAGCAGUUGGCACAGGCCGUGGCAGGCAUCGCAGAGCGCGAGGGCACCAUCGACGUGCUGGUCAACGCGGCGGGGUACCUGCUGGAGGGCGCAGCCGAGGAGACAAGCGACCACGAGCUGCAGCAGCUCUUUGACACGAUUGCCCUCGGCCCGCUGCGGCUAGCCCGUUCAGUGCUCCCGCUCAUGCGGCGCGCGCGGGCCGGCGUCAUCGCCAACGUUGCCGGCAUUGGCGCCCUGCGCGGCUCGCCCAACGCUGGGCCAUACUGCGCCGCCAAAGCCGCUCUCUCAACCCUCACUGAGGCCAUGCACGACGAACUCGCGCCGCUGGGCGUGCGAGUGUGCUUGGUGCAGUUGGGCCACUUCCGCACCAAUUUCCUCCAGCCCGGCCACCGCCGCAAAGUACAGGCCCAUAUUUCCGACUACGACGCCGUCUUGGAUCCCAUACGCGCCGCAUUCGACGGUCUCAACGGUGCCCAGCAGGGUGAUCCGCUCAAGGGCGCACAGGCCAUUGUCAAGGUCCUGGCCGGCCCGGAGGUGCCUCCUCUGCUGGCUGUUGGCCCCGACGUGCCUGCCGCCGAGCUGCGUGCCCACGACCAACGCCGCGCCCAGAUUUUGGCCUGGCAGCACAUCGGGGGUGGCACCGACUUGCAAGGAUAG
Messenger RNA from Lasiodiplodia theobromae, 843 nucleotides. RefSeq names its product Short-chain dehydrogenase/reductase SDR. The record is from RefSeq and is a predicted model, not a curated record. Lineage: Eukaryota; Fungi; Ascomycota; Dothideomycetes; Botryosphaeriales; Botryosphaeriaceae. The coding region runs from base 1 to 843 and encodes 280 amino acids. The transcript has 2 exons.